Molecule: messenger RNA, 978 nt
Organism: Pseudomyrmex gracilis
Lineage: Eukaryota; Metazoa; Arthropoda; Insecta; Hymenoptera; Formicidae
Exons: 7
Biological process (GO): sensory perception of taste
Cellular component (GO): neuronal cell body; axon; membrane
Source: RefSeq, a predicted model, not a curated record
AUGGUAGAAAAUGUUGACUUUGUCAUUUGUUUACUAGCUUUGCUAAGUUUGAAUGUUGAAGUGCAAAAAACACUUAAGAAGCCCAAGUCUAGCCAAGACGGUGACAGUUCGAAAAUUUUCAAGCACAAGAAAUAUCGAGAAUGCAUAAGAAAACUCGAUCUUGUAAAUGACACACUAGUAGAGCUCGGAAUAUCUAAAGAGUAUGACAAAGAACGAACAAUGAUAAAAUGGUCAUUGAUAUCGUGGUUUAUAAUAGUAUGUUUGACAAAUACUUUCGACGGUUUAUUGUUUCUGACGCAGAAUAAUAUGAAAGUAUCUGAUUUGAUUAUACCUUGGAUUCUACAGUAUUCUGUACAUAUCAAUACUUUGCAUGACUUGACAAUUAUGUAUAUGUUAAGAUAUAUCGGUAAUAGGUUGGAUAAAAUAAACGACCAUAUUGUGCAACUCUCAGAGAAUGAAAACUGUGGGUUAAGAUGCAUGUGGAAAAAGUCUCUUACUGUCAGUCGUCGUUAUGGUCGAAACACAGAAUAUCGCAAGCAUGUGUUGUGGACUGCAAUGCAUCUUCAUUUUGAACUUUGUUGGAUAGCUCGUAAUAUAAAUUUUUUCUAUGGAGUGCAAAUGACUGUGCAGAUGGCAUCUUAUUUUGUCGGUUUCCUGACAUUAUUAUAUUUUCAAUAUCGUUCACUAUUAUGUCUCUUUCACGUAUAUGAGAGCAAUAAAACGAUAUGGAUGCUUGCACUUUCUACUGACAUGUGGACUAUUUUUUUUUUAGUUAAAUUUGUAUCAUUAAAUCACAUCUGUGAAAGUGUUUGUUACAAGGCAGAAAAAACCAGAACUGUGAUUCAUAGAUUGACAAAUCUUCUUUAUUUUGCGAAUAUGCACGAUAUGAUUUAUCAGUUUGGUCUGCAAAUAUUGCUUCACCCACUGAAGUUCAGCGGAAUGGGUUUAUUUUAUUAUAGCUACAAAUUUAUCCGCUCG